UCCAUAACAAAGUGUUGUUUAUCCGGGAUGUUUGACAACAAUCUUGUGUUCCCGGAUAUCCGUAGAUCAAGUCCAUGCAACGAUUUUUGUGUACGUCUGGAGGGCCGGUGCAUUUUGAUGUACUUGUUGCAGGAGGAGGACUGGUUGGUGCAUGUUUGGCGUGCAGUCUGGGAAGGUUAUCAGUGUUGAAAGAUAGGAAACUGGCUGUGUUGGAAGGACAGAAGUUAAAGUCUUUGGAUAAAUAUUCGAAAUCGUAUGUACCUGAGACGUACAGUAAUCGUGUCAGUGCUAUUACUCCAGGCUCGGCUGCCUUGCUAGACGAAAUUGGGGUGUGGCAAGAUAUAAAGAAAACUCGAUUCAAACAAUUUAACAGAAUGCAGGUGUGGGAUGCAUGCAGUGAGGCCCAUAUAUCUUUCAACUGUGAUGAUGUUGCUGCUCCACGUAUGGGCUACAUAGUGGAGAAUGACGUCAUAGUAGCUGCUCUGCACGAACGUCUGAAAAGUUUUCCCAACAUCGAGGUCUUGGAAGGAGUUCGCGUAGAAGCAAUUCAAUCAGACAACAAGGACAAGGCAUCAUGGCUGAGCUGCACAUUGAGCAACAGUUCACUUCUCAACACAAAACUUCUAAUUGGUGCAGACGGAGCAACAUCAACAGUGAGAAGGGCUGCAAAUAUGGAAAACUACUCGUACAGCUACAAUCAGAUGGCUGUUGUAGCAACACUCCAGCUGUCAGAACCAAGUGACAAUCUUACAGCUUGGCAAAGGUUCCUUCCAUCUGGUCCAAUAGCUUUGCUACCUCUGUCUGAAAACGCAUCCUCACUUGUGUGGAGCACAUCACCUGAUCAUGCACGGUCUCUUUUGGAAAUGUCGGGAGACAGUUUUGUUGAUGCUGUUAAUUCAGCUUUUUGUGAAGACUACCCAAGACAUACAUUUGUUGAGUCAUCACUUGCAACUCUUAAUGCAAUCAUACAAACAGUCGGUGGAGGUGCAAAUCAAACGGUUUUCCAGCUUCCACCUUCUAUAUUGAAUGUGACAGACAAAAGCAGAGCAUCGUUUCCUCUCCAUCUCGGCCACAGUCCGCAGUAUGUUCGGAGGAGACUUGCUCUUAUAGGUGAUGCAGCUCAUCGAGUGCAUCCAAUGGCAGGACAGGGAGUCAAUUUAGGAUUUUCGGAUGUGCAGUGUCUUGCGAAUCUGAUAAAGGAAGCAGCAGGACAAGGACAAGAUCUUGGUUCUUUGCAUUAUCUACGUUCUUAUGAAAAAGAAAGGCUACAAAAUGUUGUGCCAAUGAUGGCAGCAAUCGACGGCUUGAACAGGCUCUUUACAACAUCGGUUAUUCCUCUUGUGUGGGCUCGGGCUCUUGGUUUACAAUUAACCGAUGCUUUUGCACCAGUAAAGCGAAGUAUCAUGGAAUUCGCAAUGAAGUAAGAGAAAGAACACAAACAGAAGACAAACAGUCAAGAGACUCGAUAGACUCCAUCAACAGUCGGUAUUCUGUUUCAAGGUCCACAUUGUCUAAUUGAAAGCUACUAUUUGCCUUUUGUGUCAUAUUCUCUGGGCAUUAACCUAGAGAACACAGUCAGUUGUAAGUUAUGUAUAACAAUGUGUAUGAGAGUGGAGAUGCUUACAAUAUCAUCAAUCUUGAGAAUGCUA
This is a messenger RNA of Corticium candelabrum, 1649 nucleotides long. Its product is annotated as ubiquinone biosynthesis monooxygenase COQ6, mitochondrial-like. Gene Ontology annotation, cellular component: mitochondrion. The transcript is spliced from 13 exons. Lineage: Eukaryota; Metazoa; Porifera; Homoscleromorpha; Homosclerophorida; Plakinidae. Gene Ontology annotation, biological process: ubiquinone biosynthetic process. Gene Ontology annotation, molecular function: 2-octaprenyl-6-methoxyphenol hydroxylase activity; FAD binding. Bases 75 to 1424 code for a protein of 449 amino acids. The record is from RefSeq and is a predicted model, not a curated record.